Hipposideros armiger (great roundleaf bat) is the source of this 1798-nucleotide messenger RNA. It is a transcript of the gene AK2, whose product is annotated as adenylate kinase 2. The record is from RefSeq and is a predicted model, not a curated record. Gene Ontology annotation, biological process: ADP biosynthetic process. Gene Ontology annotation, molecular function: ATP binding; AMP kinase activity. The coding region runs from base 71 to 943 and encodes 290 amino acids. The transcript is spliced from 7 exons. NCBI's taxonomy places the organism in Eukaryota, Metazoa, Chordata, Mammalia, Chiroptera, Hipposideridae.
AGCGCUGGCCUGGAAGCGCUGAACCUGAGAGGUGUACUGGCGGGUUGAACAGUGAGAGGCUUCGGCGGCCAUGGCUCCCAAUGUGCCCGCGUCCGAACCGGCCCCAGAGCAUCCUAAAGGUAUCCGGGCCGUGCUGCUGGGGCCGCCCGGGGCUGGCAAGGGUACCCAGGCACCCAAAUUGGCCAAAAACUUUUGUGUCUGCCAUUUGGCUACGGGGGACAUGCUGAGGGCCAUGGUGGCUUCUGGCUCAGAGCUGGGGAAAAAGCUGAAGGCGACUAUGGAUGCCGGGAAACUGGUGAGCGAUGAAAUGGUAGUGGAGCUCAUUGAGAAGAAUUUGGACACCCCUCCAUGCAAAAAUGGUUUUCUUCUAGAUGGCUUCCCUCGGACUGUGAGGCAGGCAGAAAUGCUUGAUGACCUCAUGGAGAAGAGGAAAGAGAAGCUUGAUUCUGUGAUUGAAUUCUGCAUCCCAGACUCGCUGCUGAUCCGGAGAAUCACAGGAAGGCUGAUUCACCCCGUGAGUGGCCGUUCCUACCAUGAGGAGUUCAAUCCCCCAAAGGAGCCCAUGAAAGAUGAUAUCACUGGGGAACCCUUGAUCCGCAGAUCAGAUGAUAAUGAGAAGGCCUUGAAAAUCCGCCUGGAGGCGUACCACACUCAAACUACCCCGCUGGUGGAGUACUACAGGAAACGGGGGAUCCAUUCUGCCAUCGACGCAUCCCAGACCCCUGAUGUCGUAUUUGCGAGCAUCCUAGCAGCCUUCUCCAAAGCCACAUAUCCAAUCCUUUACCCCUUACUUCAUGGUGGUAGUGGCCACAGACUCCCCAAGCAAAGAUCACCCCAAAAUAAGAUCACCUAUGACAGUGAUCAACUUUUAUGCCUCACUUCAGCUCCCCAGCUCGUACGCGUUUCCUGGGUUCUAUGCUAUGCCUUUUGGUCUCUGGUUUGAUUUGUGGCAAACAGAUGAAUUAAUAGACUACUGUGAGGGACCACAAAAACAGCAGCCUCUGGAAAAACCAUUAGAAAAUCAGUGGCAGGUCCAGUAAAUAAUGCUGCCUGCCCCAGUGUAAUCUGCUGACUCAGUGCAGUGACUCUAAAGUGUCCAGUCCCUAUCUGACCUGAGCUCUCCUGCUGUCUGUGGGACUACCAGAGGGCUUGUCCUCUGUCCACCUGGAAGCUGGGCAUGGGUACGUGGCCAUCUUGCUUUUCUCUGUCUGGUUCAAGUGAGUGUCUGCUGGCUCUGCUCUGCCUUGUUUCCCUGGCUGUAAACUCCGCCCAGUCUGGCGUGGGGUGUUUCUGGGAAAGAAGCACAUGACUUCUGGGAAUGGGCAAGGGAAAGGAGUGAAACCAAAACUGUCAGAUCUGUCUGCAGGGAUCUGGGAUCUUUCUCUGGAAGAGGGUGGCUUCAUGAAUCUUGGAGUCUACUCCUCUUUGACUGGGGACAGUUGCAGGCCCUUGGCUUCAAAGUUGAGGUCCUCGAGUGUUUGUUUAUUGUGCAUGAUCCUUGUGCAAAUAUUUGUCAUCCAUCCGUAUACAUUCACAUGCACACAUAGGUGUGUGUGUAUGAUAUUUGGGCAGCCGGUGAAAACUAGAAGAUCAUGGGGGAUGCAGAUGCCUUUUGGGGGGUGGUUAUGAUUUGAUUUUUGCUUCAUUUAAUUCCAGAGCCUUAACCUCAGCAAGCAUGAGAGCUUUCACUGGCAGAAAAGUGUCCAGGGUUCACUGCAUUUUGGUUGCUGGGGCGUGCAUGCCAGCCUUCGCUGAUAUUUACUUGGUUUUUAAAAACCCAUUUUGUUCUCUCUUGUUU